Molecule: messenger RNA, 838 nt
Organism: Branchiostoma floridae (Florida lancelet)
Lineage: Eukaryota; Metazoa; Chordata; Leptocardii; Amphioxiformes; Branchiostomatidae
Exons: 7
Coding region: 2-760 (252 amino acids)
Source: RefSeq, a predicted model, not a curated record
GAUGCCCACUGCUACAACACUGCGGGGUCCUAUAACUGUGCGUGCAGGGGUGGCUAUGGAGGAGACGGGUUUAACUGCACUGAUAUUGAUCAGUGCCAAGAGGGAACUCACCAUUGUCACCCAAACGCCACGUGUGUUAACACAUUUGGCAUGGAUGGAUACAACUGCUCAUGUGAUCCUGGAUUCACUGGGGACGGAUUUGUGUGCGAAGACAUCAAUGAAUGCAGCGAUCCAGGCCUACACAGCUGUACCCAAAAUGCGACAUGCACGAAUACAGAGGGCGGGUAUAAAUGCGUCUGCAAUGAAGGGUUUACAGCUCAAGGGUCCAUAUGCAUUGACAUUGAUGAUUGCGAUGGAGUCACCUGCUUCAAUGGGGGAACAUGUGUCGAUGCCAUUGGAUCAUUCUUCUGUAACUGCUCCGAUGGUACCAGUGGCGAUGUCUGUAACAUAUACGAGUCUACGUGGAGCAGUUGGAGUAGCUGGAGUGACGACUGCUUUUGCCGGGUGUCAAACGGCACGGCGAUGGUGUCCCGUGUGCGGUCCCGGUCCUGUCCCGGGAAGCCAGGGUACAGCGGUACUCCAACCUGCGACGGUGACGACACGGACUGGGAGGAGUGCAUCCCAGAUGUCGAUGAAUGUGAAGAAGGAACUAGUCACUGUCAUCCAAACGCCACCUGUAAAAACAUCAUUGGAGUUGGUCAGUAUAACUGCACAUGUGACAGCGGAUUUGCUGGUGAUGGCUUUCGGUGUAAAGAUAUAGAUGAAUGCAAAGAAGCCAGUUUACACAACUGUAGCCAGAAUCAGACAUGUGCAAACACCCAGGGAUCUUAUGUCUGUG